ACUAAUCAUGAUAACCUUCUGUCACUCUUCCACCAAAAUAAAACAUCAUUCACCUAACACGCAAAUGCUAACAAAAGCUUGCUAGCUAGCUGCAUGCCUCCUCCGAGCCUGUGCCAUCCUUCAGUACUCUAAUUAUUCUGUCAUCUUUUUACUAAAAUGCCUCUCCUGUUCGUCCUCCUCUUCCUCUCCUCGUAUGUUCGGACUGCAUUUUCUGCCCAUUGCAGCACCACCACACCCACCAAGACUUUUGAAAAAUGCAUGACACUCCCUACCCAGCAAGCCUCGAUGGCUUGGACAUUUCAUGCCCACAAUGCCACCCUAGACCUCGUGUUUUUUGGUACCUUCAUUUCACCUUCCGGUUGGGUGGGGUGGGGGAUCAAUCCUUCCUCGGCUGAAAUGACCGGCACUCGUGCUCUGGUUGCCUUUCCAGACCCCAAUUCAGGCCUGUUAGUCCUGUUACCUUUUAUUUUAGACCCGACAGUAAAGCUCCAAAAAUCGCCACCCCUCUCUCGCCCUCUAGAUAUCCAGCUUCUAUCCUCUUCCGCCACCCUCUACGGUGGCAAAAUGGCCACUAUACACAAUGGCGCGGCCGUCCAAAUUUAUGCCACUUUCAAACUUGUAAGGAAUAAGACCAAAAUUCACUUGGUGUGGAACCGUGGCCUAUACGUUCAAGGUUACUCCCCAGCUAUCCAUCCCACAACCUCCAGUGACUUAUCUUCCAUUGCCACCAUCGAUGUCUUGUAUGGUUUCAGUGCUGCCCAUAAAGAUGAUACCAGAACAUUAAAGACGGUGCAUGGGAUCCUAAAUUCUGUCUCAUGGGGAGUCUUACUCCCAAUUGGAGCUGUCACUGCAAGAUAUUUGAGGCACAUACAAGCACUAGGGCCAGCAUGGUUUUAUGCUCAUGCAGGGAUACAACUCUCUGCUCUUUUCAUAGGAACGGUAGGAUUUGCCAUUGGAAUUAGACUUGGGGAAUUAUCACCAGGAGUGGUUUAUGGCCUACAUAGGAAGCUUGGUUUCGCCGCAUUUUCCUUCGGAGCUUUGCAAACACUAGCACUGUUGUUUAGGCCUAAGACCACUAACAAGUUCAGAAAGUACUGGAAAUCUUAUCACCAUUUUGUGGGGUAUGCUUGUGUGGUGCUAGGAGUUGUAAAUGUUUUUCAAGGACUUGAAGUUAUGGGAGAGAGCAGGUCUUAUGCUAAGUUAGGAUAUUGUCUGUGCCUCUCUACAUUGAUAGGAGCUUGUAUAGCAUUGGAAGUGAAUUCUUGGGUGGUUUUUUGCAGAAAAUCGAAAGAAGAGAAGCUGAGAAGAGAAAGGUUGAUUGGAGGCGGGUCUGACAAGGACAGUGGGAGCCAUGGUUAAGAAGUUAACCUGUGAUCAGUUCCAUAGAAGAAGGAGAAGAAAAAUAUAAAACUGGUGCGACUGGGAUUUUGCAUGGUGCUUUUUGUAGGCCAAGAAAUUUGUUCGUUCUUCUUUUUGCAUCAUCUGGUUGUUAAUUAAUUAUUUUCAGGUCUGCAAGGAUGUUCUACAGAGAAAUCUCUAUAA
Populus nigra (black poplar) is the source of this 1542-nucleotide messenger RNA. Its product is annotated as cytochrome b561 and DOMON domain-containing protein At2g04850-like. NCBI's taxonomy places the organism in Eukaryota, Viridiplantae, Streptophyta, Magnoliopsida, Malpighiales, Salicaceae. The coding region runs from base 157 to 1359 and encodes 400 amino acids. The transcript has a single exon. The record is from RefSeq and is a predicted model, not a curated record.